CUUACCGGAAGUGCCCGUCUCUUAACGUUUUCCUCCUUUUUGGUGCGAGCGACUCAUGGCUUCACGUAAAGAACUCAGCUCGGCAUCAGGUUCUGGAAUGGCUUCGACUGGCGGCACGCUGGACUCUCCAGUCAAGCAGGUCCAGAUCGAGGGACUGGUGGUGCUGAAAAUAAUUAAGCACUACCAGGAAGAGGGCCAGGGCAGCGAAGUGGUUCAGGGCGUCCUGCUGGGUCUGGUGGUAGACGACCGGCUGGAGAUCACCAACUGCUUCCCCUUCCCCCAGCACACUGAAGACGAUGCAGACUUCGACGAAGUCCAGUACCAGAUGGAGAUGAUGCGUUCCCUGCGUCACGUCAACAUUGACCAUCUGCAUGUGGGCUGGUACCAGUCCACCCUCUAUGGCUCGUUUGUCAGCAGAGCUCUACUGGACUCCCAGUUCAGCUACCAGCAUGCCAUCGAGGAAUCGGUCGUUCUCAUCUAUGAUCCCAUCAAGACAGCCCAAGGCUCCCUGUCUCUCAAAGCCUACAGGCUUACCCCCAAACUCAUGGAGAUCUGCAAAGAGAAAGAUUUCACACCAGAGGGAUUGAAGAAGGCUAACAUUGGAUUUGAGAACAUGUUUGAGGAGGUGCCCAUCGUCAUCAAAAACUCCCACCUCAUCAGCGUGCUGAUGUGGGAGCUGGAGGAUAAGUCCACCGUUGCCGACAAGCACGAACUGCUCAACCUCUCCAGCAGCAAUCACUUGGAGAAGAGCCUUCAGCUGCUCAUGGACAGAGUGGAUGACAUGAGCCAGGAAAUUGUCAAAUACAACACCUACAGUCGCAACCUGAGUAAGCAGCAGCAGCAGAAGCAUCAGUACCUCCAGAGGCGGCAGCAGGAGAACGCUCAGCGACAGAGCCGGGGAGAGGCCCCGCUGCCUGAGGAGGACAUCAGCAAACUGUUCAAGCCCCCUCAGCAGCCUCCACGCAUGGACACGCUGCUUAUUGCAGGGCAAAUUAAUAACUACUGCCAGAAUGUGAAGGAAUUCACCUCGCAGAACCUCGGGAAGCUUUUCAUGGCAGAAGCCCUCCAAGGCCAGAACUAGAGGGGACGCAAGCAGCUAACCAGACGAGGAUGCACAAACACUGAAACGGCAAAAUCAUCGAUUGUAGUUUGUUACAUUUUUUGGUUUUAAUUCUGCAAAAGUUUAUGUAAACAAAAACAAAUUUGAUAAUAUUUGAUUCCAAUAAAAGUUUUGCAUCUCCGCUUGA
Oryzias melastigma (Indian medaka) is the source of this 1247-nucleotide messenger RNA. Its product is annotated as eukaryotic translation initiation factor 3 subunit H. The coding region runs from base 56 to 1081 and encodes 341 amino acids. The record is from RefSeq and is a predicted model, not a curated record. Gene Ontology annotation, cellular component: eukaryotic 43S preinitiation complex; cytosol; eukaryotic translation initiation factor 3 complex. NCBI's taxonomy places the organism in Eukaryota, Metazoa, Chordata, Actinopteri, Beloniformes, Adrianichthyidae. Gene Ontology annotation, molecular function: metallopeptidase activity; protein binding; translation initiation factor activity. The transcript has 8 exons.